AUGUUAGAGCAAGGUUGGAAAGAAGUUUCAGUUGAUACCAUAUACAAUUGCUGGAAUCAUACUCAAAUUCUUCUACCUAGUAUAGGUUAUUUGAAUAAUCUUCAUGAAACUAAUGAUUCAGAGCUUAGAGAUCUUAUUAGUUUACUUGAUACAUUUUGCCUUUCCAAUACAAUGAAGGUUGAUGAAUUUCUUAAUAUUAACAGUGAAGAAGUUAUUUAUGAAGUCCCCCCAGAAGAUCAGGCUAUUAAAGAGCUAGCUUAUAUAUUCAAAAAUGAUAAAAACAUUGAAGCUAUAAAUGAUGAAAGUAUUGAAGUAAUAGAUGAUAAAAUGGAUGACAGUAUAAAGUCUGUAAUUAUUAGUAGUAGUUCAGCAUUAAAUAGCUUAGAAAGUGUUUGGAUGUUUUUGUUGUAG
This is a messenger RNA of Dentiscutata heterogama, 411 nucleotides long. The record is from the annotation of a GenBank genome assembly. NCBI's taxonomy places the organism in Eukaryota, Fungi, Glomeromycota, Glomeromycetes, Diversisporales, Gigasporaceae.